Molecule: messenger RNA, 1281 nt
Organism: Knipowitschia caucasica
Lineage: Eukaryota; Metazoa; Chordata; Actinopteri; Gobiiformes; Gobiidae
Source: the annotation of a GenBank genome assembly
AUGUCUUCCUACGGCUUCUCCAGACAGUCCUACAGCGGCGGCAGCAGCAGAACCGGGGGCCGCCAGUAUUCCCACAGUGUGACAGGAGGUAGUGGCCUGAGGAUGUCCACAGCCUCUCUCAACUACAGCUCUGGUGGUGGUGGUGGUGGUGGAUAUGGCAUGGGUGGAGGUUAUGGUGGAGGAGCUAGCUUUGGAGCUGGCUUUGGAGGUGGGUUCGGUGGUGGUGACGAAGCUUCAAUCAGCACCAAUGAGAAAGCCACCAUGCAGAACCUGAACGACCGUCUGGCCACCUACCUGGAUAAAGUACGGAAGCUGGAGAGUGCCAAUGCUGACCUUGAGCUCAAGAUCCGUCAGUACUUGGAGGGGAAAGCCUCUCCCACUGCAAGAGACUACUCCGCAUUCUAUGCCACCAUUGCAGAUUUGCAGGGAAAGAUCCAGAAUGCUACUUGUCUCAACGGAGGCAUCUAUCUGUCCAUUGAUAACGCAAAGCUGGCAGCAGACGACUUCAGAACUAAAUAUGAAAAUGAGCUUGCCAUGCGCCAGUCAGUGGAGGCAGACAUCGCAGGCCUGAAGAGGAUGCUGGAUGAACUGACCUUGGCCAGAUCUGAUCUUGAAAUGCAGAUUGAGGGUCUCAAGGAGGAGCUGAUCUUCCUCAAGAAAAACCAUGAGGAGGAAAUGGCCGCCAUGAAGGGUCAGCUAGGUGGACAGGUGAAUGUGGAGGUGGAUGCUAAGCCUGGAGUUGACCUCAAUGCUGUCAUGGCUGAAAUGCGUGAACAGUACGAAGCCAUGGCUGCCAAAAACCAGAGAGAACUUGAAGCAUGGUUCCAGGCAAAAACAGAAGAACUAAACAAAGAAGUAGUAUCAAGCCAAGAAGUUUUAGUUACGUCAAAGUCAGAAAUCUCCGAGCUCCGUCGCACUCUUCAAAGCCUGGAGAUAGAGCUUCAGUCACAACUCAGCAUGAAAUCCGCUCUCGAGGGAACAUUAGCAGAGACAGAGGGCCGGUAUUCCAUGAAGCUCCAGAAUAUGCAGAUGCAGGUGACAAAUCUGGAAGCACAGCUCACAGGACUGCGUGCAGACAUCGAUCGCCAGACCCAGGAGUACAACAUGCUGCUGGACAUCAAGACCAGGCUGGAGAUGGAGAUCGCAGAGUACAGGAGGCUGCUGGACGGAGAGGCGGGCAGCUCCUCCUCCUCCUCCUCCUCCUCAAGGACAACCACCAGAAUCGUUGUGGUUACAGAAGAGGACGGCAAAGUGGUGUCCUCAAGCACACGCACCACAUAA